UGGUCAUUACAGCUUUACAUGAAAGGGGCGUUAUAGUUUAGCCUUGUGUGGCUUGCUCUUACACUCGCUGCCUAGUAUUAAGGCCAUCUUCAGAUCACCGUUUUGCCAUGCGAUCUCGCGGCUCGAAAUUCCUAACGGAGCUUGGCGCGCGGGUGCGGCGGGAAAAGACACGAAGAGGAAGCUUAUCUCCCCGCAAGCCAUUGACAGGUCUCAAAAGUACAUAACCUCGUGUGCAUUUCUCUUUUGCAUUCAUACUCAUCAUCUUUCUUCUAUCUUGUCUCCACUUUAUCCAUGCAGAGACCUAACCACCACAAAGUCCUCGUCAUUGGGGCGGGAAUAUCUGGUAUCAAAGCUGCCGCGGAACUCCACAAACAGGGCAUCGAUUGCCUUGUGCUAGAGGCGAAGAACGUGCUCGGAGGCAGAAUAUAUACCGAUAGGUCCACCGACACGCCAUACGACAUUGGCGCCUCCUGGUUCCACGACUGUCUCGACAAUCCGCUCUUCGAAAAGUACCAGAAAGAGUUGAAGAACCAGGCGGGGUCGGGGUUCUUCUUCGACGAUGGCCCUAUGGCGGUUAUCACCGAGAAGGGCUACAUUGACGAAACGUUUGCCAAGCUCAAGCCGGUAUCCGAGGAGAUUGUGGCGUAUAUUGCACUCACGUACAGCCAAAACCCGGAGAAGCCUGAUGUAUCCCUCCACGCGAUCAUCCAGGAAUACCUUGCGGCCUACGGCCACCUCUUGACACCAGUGCAGAGGCAGUACAGUCCACAGUUGGCGCGCUUCUUUGAAUUGUGGUUCGGGGCUUCCUGGGACAUGCUCAGUGCCAAAGAGUGCUGUGAAAUGGCCCACGCGGGCAGAAACGCGUUUGUCACUAAUGGCUUCGACACGGUGUUCCAGAACGAGUUGAAAGAGUUUCCCGUAGCCCAGAUCAGAAAGAAUACGGUUGUUCAUGGUAUCACCAAGACUGACUUUGGUGUCCGCGUUGCUGCCAGGUCAAACGGCGAAGGUGUUGUUUUUAGUUGCGACUACUUGAUUGUGACCAUCCCCCAGGCGGUGCUAUCGUUGCCUUCGUCGCAGCCUAACUCGGUCAAGUGGACCCCCUCGCUUCCGCACCGAAUUGUGUCCACGUUCCAAAAGAUGAGCGUGGCCUCCUUGGGCAAAAUCGUGCUUGAGUUCGACUCUGUGUUCUGGGACAAGUCUUUGGACCGCUUCUUGUGUCUUUCCAGCCCUGAAACCAUCUCCGUGAAGGCCCCACGGUUAUCGAUGAAGGGUGACCCGCGCACUAUCACGGUUGAUACCAACCCGAAACCAUGGUCUUACCCGAUCUUGUUUGUGAACUACCAUGCGGUUGCCGGAAAACCGGCUCUCUUGGCGAUCAUCGCGGCCCCCUUGACCCAGCACGUUGAAACUGCGUCUGCGGAAAAGAUUUGGGAAAUCAUGCAGCCUAUGGUGGCUCAAUUGUCGAAAGUAGCUGAUCCUCCAAAACCAAAACGCAUUUUGACUACAAAGUGGACUCAGGAUCCGUAUGCGCUCGCCACGUACUCUUCUGCUGAGCCGGGAGACUUACCUCAAGACGAGGCCAUUUCUCUUUUGAAUGAAGGAUACGGAAAUAUCCGUUUUGCAGGGGAGUACACGAUUGUGUACGGUAACGGAUGUGCCCAUGGCGCAUGGAUGAGUGGGUUGCGUGAGGCCACUUGGGUAAUCGAGGAUUUGCGAAGAAAAUCCAAACGUGAAGGGCGGUUGUAGAUCGAUAGUUCCUGCUCUCGUUGGAAUGUCACUUAUGUCUAUGAUGGAGACGCCCUGCCGCUUUUCUACUUUAAUGGACGUAUAUUUAUAGUUGAACAUUCUAAACAUCCUCAGAGUAGCGAGGCACGGAUGAUUUCUAGUCGCUUGACAGGCCAACCGAAGCGUCUACAAUAUUUAAAAUCUACACAAGUAUCUCUAAACCAGGCUUAUCGGUAGUUUUUAGCUACAAUUCUAAUCCAUUUAGUAGACAUUCACCCUUAUAUAGCUACUUUAUGAACUAGUUGAACCGUUCUAUGGCGAACCUCUAAUACACAGAAGUGGACUAACAAUACACACUGGCCUUUUACAGUCUCG
Messenger RNA from Babjeviella inositovora NRRL Y-12698, 2100 nucleotides. RefSeq names its product polyamine oxidase. NCBI's taxonomy places the organism in Eukaryota, Fungi, Ascomycota, Pichiomycetes, Serinales. The transcript has a single exon. Gene Ontology annotation, molecular function: oxidoreductase activity. The coding region runs from base 292 to 1746 and encodes 484 amino acids. The record is from RefSeq and is a predicted model, not a curated record.